CCGCCUUCAAUUGUCGUCCUGUGUAAACGUGUUUACCUCCACGAAGAAAAAAAAAGAUUUUAGACAUGGUUUUAGAGAAAAAAGACGACAAGAAAGCCCAGAAUCAGGAUGCGAGAAUGAGGAGGAAUCAGCUGAUCCGGGAGCUAUGGAGGAAAACUGAAUUGAUGAACCUAUGGAUGACGAAGCAGGAGAAAAUGAUUCAGGGCUAUUACCGCGUGCUUGCGAGAUUGCGGGAGGAAAUCUUCAGUAUGUGGCGGAUGAUUGCUGCGAAUAGCACAAAGUGCAGAAAUGAUUUCAUGAGAUACACAAUUGCUGGACGAGAGAUUGGUGUACGUCGUCUGUGGAUGGUGGAGAGGAGAAUUUAUGGGAAGCUCAAAGCUGGACGGAAGCUCUUUAGACGUAUCCAAAAGAAGACUACGAUGGCCAAGUACUUCGGGAAGUCUUUCUUGCAGAUGAUUAGAGACAGAACUAAUGAGAUUCACAAGUCAAUUGAGCCGCAAAAGGACAAGAGUACUAAAGAGGCGGAUGAAGACACGACUCGUGGUUGUCCUGAUUCCAAGAAUCAGGAUGAUUAGAGAUCCUCAAUAAAUUAAAUCCUUAAGAAAUAAA
This is a messenger RNA of Lutzomyia longipalpis, 609 nucleotides long. RefSeq lists its product as uncharacterized. The transcript has 2 exons. Lineage: Eukaryota; Metazoa; Arthropoda; Insecta; Diptera; Psychodidae. The record is from RefSeq and is a predicted model, not a curated record. Bases 66 to 575 code for a protein of 169 amino acids.